AAGGUGUCCAAGAUCGCGUCGCGUUCGCCUUAAUAGCAUAAAAGUGUUUUAAUUUUUAUUGGCACGAACGGGCGAGUCAGUUGCGGAGCAGUUGCCGUUGCUGGAGGAUCGGCAUUGGCGGCGUCGCGUGUUCGCCUCCUCGAUCCCAUAAAAUCGUCUCCACGAAAUCUUCGCUGUGAAGAUACCCUUGCGACUUCGACUUGUUUGAUCUUUCGCUCAGCAAAAGUACAACAUAAUAAAAGUGUCUGUGCGGGCGGCAGUCCAGGAAAAAUCCGGAGGAAAAGUGUGGCAAUACUCGUAAAAAUAACUCAGGUCGUUUCCAUUCUAAAUUGCGCGUUGACAGCCGCAAGUGGCGCAAACAAGCCGGCAAAAGAACAAGGAGCUGUCACUCCCGUCCCGCCAAGUGAAUCACUUGGAUCACAUCCACAUCCGCAGUGGGGGCACCCACGAGCUCUUGAGCACGAGCAGCGUCCUUGACCACGAGUGGACGGCAAGAUUUUGGAGUGAGCACCCCGUACCCCCCAGUCCAUCACUCCCUUCCCCCUGUCCAAGAUCACAGAAGACACCAGCAACAACAACAACGAACACGAUGAAUUGGACGCGCGUGCUGCUAAUCGGGUUGACCGCCUUGGCGCUGACAUUUGUGGAGGUUGCAUCACUCUCACUCGAUCCAGUUGCUUCUGCUGAACUGGAGCAGUUUAUACGCAAAGGAGAUGUGGUCAUAUCAACGCGACACAUACGACCUCGUCGAAAGUUGCACAUAUCCAUAGAGGCACUCUUUAUGAUCGACUUUCCCAUGCUGAAGCACAAGAUGUCCUUCUUCCUGGACCGCAAACAGCAGCGUGUGACGCUGGACAUCAGUGCGAACGGAGCCACCGAGUCGCGUAACUUCGAGAUACCCAACAUCAACGAGACGAGCACCAUCCGAUCCCUGGCGCUGCAGUUCUCCAAGAAUCGCAUAACGCUCUAUGUGGACUGCAAGGCGAGCACGCAUCACGACAUCGACAUGAACCUGGCCAAGCUGUACACCCAGAUGGACGAUCCGGUGAUCAAGCUGUUCCGUGAGCGCAAGUAUCCCCUUCACUUCGAUGGGGACAUGGAGCACUCCCUGCAGCGGGCCAGUUGCCAGAAGGGCAGCCAUCGUCGUGGCAAUCGUCGCAUGCUGCGCAACAAGAUCACCGAGCGUGAGAAGAACAAGAAGCGCGAUGUGCGCGGCUGGUAUGAGCCAACGAUCGCCCGGGAAGGAGUCGUGGAUCACAGACACCAGGAGGUGCCAACGGAUGUGGAGCGUGGCGACAUUCCCGUUCUGAAUGGCGAUUGCGAAGACGCCCUCGCACGCUCGCUCAGCGAUUUACUGGCCCUGGUGAAGCUGCUCCGCGAAGACGUCGCCCACCAGCGCCAGGAGAUUGCCUACCUGCGUAUGCUCCUGGAGAACUGUGCCGGCUGCAAGAAUCCCCUCACCACCGACAACCAACUGCGCAUCGAGCCCGACUGCCGUUCCACGAAUCCCUGUUAUCCUGGAGUGGAGUGCCUGGACUCGGCGGCCGGGCCCAGAUGUGGCCACUGUCCCCUUGGCUUCAUUGGCGAUGGCAAGAGCUGCAAGCCGGGCGUUACCUGCGCCCACCACAUCUGCUAUCCAGGCGUUCAGUGUCACGAUACCGUGAAUGGAGCCCAGUGUGACUCCUGUCCAGCCGGCUACGAAGGUGAUGGACGCACAUGUUCGCUGCGUAAUCCUUGCCUGGACACGCCGUGCCCCUCAGGCGCCCAGUGUCUCCGGGUUGGCUACCCGCCCUACUUUCACUGCAUCUCGUGUCCAAUGGGCCACGAAGUGAACGGUACCAGCUGCCAGGAUAUGAAUGAGUGCCUGCUCUACGAUCCUUGCGACGAGCUCACGACCUGCACCAAUCUUAGUCCUGGCUUCCAGUGCAGCCCGUGUCCCGUUGGCUUCGAUGGCAUCCACGCCCAUGGAUACUUCGCCGACUACUACUCCGUGGAUUAUCGCAGGCAGACGUGCCUGGACGUCGAUGAGUGCCGAACUGGGUUCUUCCGUUGCCCGGAGCAUUCCACUUGCAUAAACGAGAUUGGUUCCUACAGGUGCCAGUGCCACGAAGGAUAUGUAACGAACGGCACCUACAGCUGCCUGGACAGAUCCUCGGUGUCCAUGUGCCCAGAUGGUAGCGUUUGUGACCGCAAUGCCGUGUGCCUGCGGAUGGAUAACGUGCGCCACAAGUGCCACUGCAAUGUGGGAUGGGCGGGCAACGGAUUGAUCUGCGGCAGGGACACCGACGUGGAUGGAUGGCCGGAUCAGGCAAUCGGUUGUCCAGAGCUGCACUGCCAGCGGGACAAUUGUCCGAGGUUGCCCAACUCGGGCCAGGAGGACGCCGAUCUGGAUGGAUAUGGCGAUGGGUGUGACGACGACGCCGACGGUGACAAUGUCCAGAACAGCCAGGACAACUGCUGGCUCGCCUACAACACCGAGCAGCUGGACUCGGAUGGGGACAAAGUGGGCGAUGUGUGUGACAACUGCGUGCUCAAGUACAAUCCCAGGCAGCUGGAUACGGACGAGGAUGGACUGGGGGACGAGUGCGAUGGGGAUAUCGACAACGACUCCAUACCAAACGAGUUGGACAACUGCCCGCUGCUGCCGAAUCCUAAUCAGUCGGAUGUGGACAACGACGGUGUGGGCGAUGGCUGCGACAACUGUCCAAAUCUCCCUAAUCCCGACCAGAAGGAUCGCGACAUGGACUUUGUGGGCGAUGCCUGUCACAGGGACAUCGACGGGGAUGACGAUGGAGUUCCAAACUCACUGGACAACUGCCCAAUGGUCAGCAACUCGAACCAGCUUGAUACUGACGGCGAUGGAACGGGCGACGAGUGCGAUGAUGACAUGGACGGCGACGGCAUACCCAACUACAAGGACAACUGUCCGCUGGCCAAGAACCCCAAGCAGGAGGACUACAAUCGCAAUGGCAAGGGUGACUCUUGCGAGGAUGACGAAGACGUGGAUGGGGUGCCAAAUGCCAUGGACAACUGUCCGAACAACUCGAUGAUUCAUCACACGGACUUCCGCACUCUCCAAACCAUUCCCCUGGAUCCCAAGGGUCUAUCCCAAGCGGAUCCCAACUGGGUGGUGCACGCAAAUGGCACCGAGAUUGUCCAGACGCUCAACUCGGAUCCGGGUCUAGCAGUGGGCAAAGACGCCUUCGGAGGCGUCGACUUCGACGGCACCUUCUACAUCAACGAUGACACGGACGACGACUACGCCGGCUUUGUGUUCAGCUACCAGAGCAGCUACAAGUACUACGUGGUUCAGUGGAAGAAGGGCACCCAAACCUACUGGGAGCCACGACCAUUCACCGCCUCCGCGGCGCCGGGCAUCCAGAUCAAGUUGGUCAACAGCACCGAGGGUCCGGGGCCAAUGAUGAGGAACAGCCUGUGGCACGAGGGAAACACCGACGGUGAGGCCAGGCUGCUGUGGAAGGAUCCAAAGAACAUUGCCUGGAAGGAAAGGACCUCCUACCGCUGGUCCCUGGUGCAUCGACCGGCCAUCGGCCUCAUCCGCCUGCAAAUGCACGAGGGCAACCGCCUGAUCUUCGACUCGGGCAACGUGUUCGACUCCACGUUGAAGGGCGGUCGACUGGGCGUGUUCUGCUUUUCGCAGAGGAUGAUUAUAUGGUCCAACCUGCAGUACAAGUGCAAUAAUCGUGUGAAGCCCCUGAUCUACAAUGAUCUGUCCGACUAUCUCAAGACGAAGGUGGAGUUGCAGGACUGAAGGGAAACCCACAACCCCACAGCCAUAAAGCCUUUUCUGCCAUCAAUUUUAACCAAAUUACGUAUUAAUGCUACCACUUAGUUAAUAAAUGAGUUGCCAACCCAGUUGGCCAUUGGA
This is a messenger RNA of Drosophila santomea, 3889 nucleotides long. RefSeq names its product cartilage oligomeric matrix protein (gene Tsp). The transcript has 14 exons. The coding region runs from base 590 to 3772 and encodes 1060 amino acids. Gene Ontology annotation, biological process: cell adhesion. Lineage: Eukaryota; Metazoa; Arthropoda; Insecta; Diptera; Drosophilidae. The record is from RefSeq and is a predicted model, not a curated record. Gene Ontology annotation, cellular component: extracellular region. Gene Ontology annotation, molecular function: calcium ion binding.